CCAUGCUGCGUGGCAUGACGCCGCUCGGGGACCGGCUGGCCGACGCCGACGCCGCCUGGUGGUCCAGCGUUCUCGCGACGGUAGCCGGGAACCUGGGCACGCUGGCCAACCGGGCUGGCCGGUUGGACGAGGCCGUGGAUGUGCUCACGCUCUUCCUAACGACCGCCUCAGCCUGCGACCCGUGCCAGCUCAAGUCGUCGUCAGUGGCGAGCAAGGUGCAGGUGCUGGCGGACGCGUUGCGCGGUCGGGAGCAGUUCGCGGCGGCGCUGAGGGCGCUGGCGCGCGCCCUGCCGCUGGCGCCGCAGCACCAUCUGCAGCUGCUCGCCGGCUGGGCCAAGGUCAAACGCGACGCUGCUCGCCGGCAGCACACCGCCUGUCUGGGCGAGACGGUGCCGAAGGUCAUGCUAGAGGUACUGGGGGAGCAGCAGCGGGGCAGUGGUGACGCCACGGACACCGCCCGGCUGCUGAAGAUAGAGGUGAAGCAGUACGUGCUGAUCAGCGCCCAGGAGUUGAGCGUGCCGGUGCGGGCGGCCCUGGAGCAGCUGGCCACCCUGCCCGACCUGCGCCCGGCCGACCGCGCGUGGAUGCUGGUGACGCGCACUCGCACCGACCCGGGCCGCAGCGCCGAGCUGGCGGCCGCCGACUGCGCCCAGGCCGUGGCCAUACUGACGGACCAGGUGGGGCAGGACGGCGCCGCCUCUCCGCUGGCGCUGAACCUGUGCGUCGCCAAUUAUCACCUCUGCCUCAGCCGGAAACGGGUCGAAAUGGAGGCGUCCAAGCUGUCGCCGCUGGCGCGCCUCACGCAGCGGCCGGAACAGCCGGACGACGAGGUGGACUUGGAUGCCUCGUGCACGGUGGUGCCCGACUACCUGGCCAUCAACCUGGAGCGCGAGGACCGCACAGAGUCGGAGGACUACCCGCCCACCGACCUGCUGGCCGUGGUGCUGGGCGCUGCCCGGCUGCACUCGGGCCUGGGCUACCGGCUGCAGGCCGACAAACUAGCGGCCGACUUCCAGCGGCCGACUUACUAG
Pollicipes pollicipes is the source of this 1031-nucleotide messenger RNA. RefSeq lists its product as uncharacterized. The transcript is spliced from 9 exons. The record is from RefSeq and is a predicted model, not a curated record. Gene Ontology annotation, molecular function: protein binding. Bases 3 to 1031 code for a protein of 342 amino acids. NCBI's taxonomy places the organism in Eukaryota, Metazoa, Arthropoda, Thecostraca, Pollicipedomorpha, Pollicipedidae.